Molecule: messenger RNA, 691 nt
Organism: Ruditapes philippinarum (Manila clam)
Lineage: Eukaryota; Metazoa; Mollusca; Bivalvia; Venerida; Veneridae
Exons: 4
Coding region: 94-528 (144 amino acids)
Source: RefSeq, a predicted model, not a curated record
AACGUUGUUCAUUUUGACGUAAUACACGGCAACAUUUCUGUUUUGACACACAUAAGCGAUUUGUGAGAUAAAAAUAAUAAAAAAAAUCUCAAAAUGGGCAGUUGUCUUGUAAAGAGUAAACUUAAAAAGAACAGCGUUUCUCCUUCUUACUCAGAAGCGGAAAUACGAAAGAGAAAUUCAAGGAAUUCACCGGGACGCAAGGCGCCGGACCCGAUCAACCCGGAGGAUAUCGUGAAACAGCUGCAAGAGGCUGAAAUCGAGGAGUCAAAAAUGACAAAGGGAGGUGUUUCUUGUACUGUUGAUUUCAACACGGGUGACCCAAGUAGGAUGCCUUCAAGAUUGGCAGACGCUUUGGAUGAGGCGGUAACCCCAACCCAGAACGAAGAGGAGGUUCACUACACUGCCGCUGAAAAAGAGUUGAUGGCAGAAUUAAUGCGCGAGGAUAUUUUAAGAGAAAAGAGCGUGAAGGCACGUAGAGACGUACAGCUUUAUGACGCAGCAAGACGCCGUGCUGCUUACAACAUCUAAGUAGAUAAAUGUGACUUUGGAAGACUUAGUGACAUCGUUUUGUAUAUGGAUAUGAUUGCAAUCAUUAUACAUGUACACUGUAUUUAUGUGUAGUAUAAUUAUGUGUUUUUGUUGAUUAUUCUUUUUACUUUGUUGCUGCUGUUAUUUCUAUUGUUGUUUUUGU